GUUACCAGUUGAGUUCCUAUAUCCGGCGAGGCGAAAGAGUGUGGAACCUUGGGGUUGACAUGGGCACAUCCUGCAUCCUUAUCGCCAAGCUCUCCGGAAACCUGAACGGAACCGUCUGCAUUGAGCCGAACACGCUGGUUCUACCCAAGUCCCGAGAAAGCUUGGCGAGGAAUGAGGUCGAGGAUGUCCGUGUGGUGCACGGCUUGGUCGCCGAUGCAUCUCAUUGCCCCCAGGGAGUGCCAUUUUACGGAGUGGAUGAAGAGCUCCAUGCUGAGACGGGAUCUGCAAGACGGCUUCCUCGAGAGAUGUCUUAUGAAGGAAUGAGCUACACCGUUGAGAGCUGCUUCAGCCUGCCGUACUUGGCAUCCAAGUUCGGGACGCCUUCAGUGCUGUUUGCUGAUUGCGAGGGCUGCCUACCCAGCAUCUUCCGGCAGUUCCCAUCUUUUUUCUCCAGACCAGAUCUUCGCAUGAUCAUCUACGAAAUGGAUGGGGACCUCUACUCUUACAAGAAGCUUCAUGAGUCUCUGGUAGACGCUGGAUUCAAGAUGUUGGAGUUUGGCUUCGUGUGCGUCUGGUCGCGGAACUUGAUCCCCGUCCUGAACCUAUGGCCGGUAUACCACAAGCUCCGAGGCAGCCUUUGUGAGCCAGGGGGCUUCUUGACGUGCUGCGUGCUGGCGCCGCUGUGCCAGGGCGAUGGGAACGUGAAGGACUGGCGUCUGUUUGGCGGUCUCUAUUACCCCAGCGACUGGGUGACGCCACGACAUGAGCUGUCAAACUGGUCAAAGCACGGCUUUUACACCCUCAUGAAGUGGUUCUUCCUCAUAGCUCUGAUCGCCUGGCCAGCGGCUCUGCGUGCUUCCGAGUCAGAGAAGGCGGCAUGUAGGCACAUGGGCACCAUCUUCUCUGCCAGCCUUGUGGCUGGAUACCUUCUUUCGGAAAUCUGUGGCAUGUUCGGGUAUCCUGGUGAUCCCGAGAUGUUCAUCUGGGUGGUAUCCGUAUUGGCAACAGUUGGAUUAUCUGCUUGGGCCAUGCAGUCCGCCCCCCGAAAACCUGCUCGGGAGGAUUCAGGUGCUGUCUGA
Messenger RNA from Symbiodinium sp. CCMP2456, 1079 nucleotides. The record is from the annotation of a GenBank genome assembly. NCBI's taxonomy places the organism in Eukaryota, Dinophyceae, Suessiales, Symbiodiniaceae.